AUGCCAACGCAACAGUUUUCGGCACCGGGCCAGGUGAUCGAGGAGGCUAAGGCGGGCGGACACCAUGCCCACGGCACCCACAACUACCCGGAUCCGCUCACGCACAUCGAUCGCACCUCGUGGGAUGUCACCAUCAUCGGCGCAGGCCCGGCGGGCCUGAUGCUCGCCACCUCGCUGGCUCGCUUCGGCGGGUUCGACGUGCUCGUCGUCGACGAGCGUUCCGAGCCCACGACGGCCGGGCGCGCGGACGGAAUUCAGCCGCGCACCAUCGAGGUGCUGCGCAACAUGGAGCCGUUGGGUACCGAGUUUUUCAACCGCAGCGCACCUUCGUUCGAGCGAACGUUUUGGGAUCCUCGCUCGGAUGGGCAGCGCGGCAUCGAACGUACUCGCCGCGUGCAGUCGUUCCCCACGGAUAUGGAGAUUCAGGACAAUUGCACGCUCGGUCUGCAGCAGGGUCUUAUCGAAGGUGGCUUCCUCAGGGACAUGGAGCGCCACGGACAGCGCGUCACGCGACCCUGGGCCUACCAGAACUUUGAGAUGACCGACGACCCGACGUACCCUGUCAAAGUGACGCUGGAAAAGAUGAAGCCCGUCGUCGAGGCCACCAACGAGGGGGGCGCACCCAUCAGCGUCAUCAAGCCCACGGGCGAGACCAAGACGAUCCGCACAAAGUACCUCGUCGGUUGCGAUGGCGGCAGGUCGCGUCUGCGCAAGACGCUCGAGGAACACCACGACUUUACCUUCAACGGCGACUGGGUCGACACGCUCUGGGCUGCGCUCGACUGCGUGGUCGAGACCAACUUCCCAGACGUGCGUAAGAUCGCCGCGAUCCACUCCAAGAACCACGGUGCGCUCUACAUCUUCCCUCGCGAGAACAACGAGAAGGGCGAGCCCAUCAUCCGUUGCUACACGCAGGUCAACCGUCUCGAGGGCGAGAAGAGCAAGGAGUCGGCCAUCGACGCUCGCGACAAGGUGACCGCGCAGAUGGUGAUGAAGGCGAUCCAAGAGAUUGCGUUCCCGUUCAAGUUCGACUUCAAGACGGUCGAGUGGUUUACCUGUUACCCGAUCGGUCAGCGGUUGAUUUCGCGCUAUUCGCUCCCUGCGGGCAAGACGGCUAGCGGUGCGGCGUUCCCGGGACACAGGGUGCUGCUGGCUGGUGAUGCGUGCCACACGCACUCGCCUAAGGCGGGACAGGGGAUGAACACGGCUAUCAUCGACUCGCAGGCGUUGGCGUGGAGGAUCAACCUGGUCGAAAAGGGACUGGCUGAUCCCGAGAUUCUGCUGGCAACGUACCACGACGAGCGACAUGCUACGGGCAAGCAGCUGAUCGACUUUGAUUCCGAGUACUCGGCGCUGUUCUCCGGUGAAGUGCCCAAGAACACGCCCGAGGUGGCUACCAUGAGCGAUGCCGAGAAGCGCGAGCACUUUAUCAACAUCCAGCGUCGCAACGCGGCGUUCACCACGGGUGCCGGUGUCGUGUACGCCGACAAUGUGCUCAACUACCGCGAUCCCAAGAAGCUGGGCAUAGCCAAGAUCACGGACAAGCUCGAGCCUGGCCGUAGGCUGCAGCCUGCGUGGGCUACGCGCUGGUCCAACUCGCAGCCGGUGCGCAUGAUCCACGAGAUCCAGUUUACUGCGCCAGGUGGAUUCAGGAUCUACGUGUGCGCAGGCGAUCUCAGCAAAAACAUGCGUCACCUCGAGGCGUUUGCCAACCACCUCGCUUCGCCGCACUCGUUUGUCAACCGAUUCCGCGCUCACCCGCGCGCGUUGCAGCUGGAGCACAAGGCGUACCACCAGGUGCCGGACUGCCUCAAUACCGGGUUGGGCGGUGGGUUUAGCUCGGAGGUUAACCCGUUCUUCCAUCUGCUGCUGAUCGUGCGGUCGCAGCGGUUCGAUGUGGAGAUCGAGCAGAUCGCGCAUCUGGGUGCGUUGAGGAGCAUGCUGUACUGUGAUGAUAUCGAGGCUGGGGAUGGCGCGUUCAAGGUUACGCUGGAUGGCCGAUUUGUGGGUGGGUUGCAUGACAAGUGGGGGUUGCCGGGGGGUGGCAUUGUGGUGGUCAGGCCCGACGGGUAUGUGGGCGCGGUGGCGCCGAUUGAUCAGGGGCAGAGUGGGUUUGAGGCGGUUGAAAAGUACUUUGACGGGUUUUUGAAGGGUGCCGGUGUUCAGCAGAAGACCAGGUUGUAA
Molecule: messenger RNA, 2184 nt
Organism: Sporisorium graminicola
Lineage: Eukaryota; Fungi; Basidiomycota; Ustilaginomycetes; Ustilaginales; Ustilaginaceae
Exons: 1
Coding region: 1-2184 (727 amino acids)
Molecular function (GO): FAD binding
Source: RefSeq, a predicted model, not a curated record